Molecule: messenger RNA, 515 nt
Organism: Vitis vinifera (wine grape)
Lineage: Eukaryota; Viridiplantae; Streptophyta; Magnoliopsida; Vitales; Vitaceae
Exons: 2
Coding region: 153-515 (120 amino acids)
Source: RefSeq, a predicted model, not a curated record
ACAUGCAAUGAAGCAAAACUCCCAGCGUCAGUGUGGGAAGGCCCCGGGCGUGAGGAUAUCAACGGUGGGUUUAAGCCGGCAGCUUUCCAUUUAGUUGUUUUCAAGUUGAAAAUUUCGGAAUUGAAAACCUUGCCAAACUAUCAUCGAGAGUAAUGGCAUCGCCUUCAUCAGACCAAAACGGGUGUGAAGAAGAAGAAGAAGAAGCGAAGCCCCAAAAUUUAGUGGCCUGCCAGUCACCUACUCUCCUCAAAGAUCCUCAUAAGCAUAUCUCCAGGCAUGGGCUUCGUGGAGAAAUUCUUCCCAAGGGCCUUAAAACCUGUGGCAGCAGCAUAGCAUUGACCCAAUGGUAUGACAAACUAGACCCUGUUGUGAAGCAAAAGGUAGAUAAUGCAGGGUUUGGAGGCUUCAUCUCCAGUCUCUGCCCUUCUUCCCGUGCUGAAAAAGUUCGAGUUAUCUCCCUUGCAGAGCGAUGGUGGGAUACAACCAUAGUUCAAAGUCGCGGUAUCGGUUAUUGA